AUGGUGCUGGUAGAACUUCCAAGCUCUAUGAUGAUGAAAAUUCUCUACAUGACCGCAGAUGGUUUGCAUCUUCUUGCACUGAGAAGACUUUCAUUUGCAGCAACAACCCCAGAGCUGGCUGAUAAGAAAAAAUAUCCUUAUUUCUUCCGGACGGUGCCAUCUGAUAAUGCAGUGAAUCCAGCAAUUUUGAAGCUACUCAAACAUUAUCACUGGAAGAGAGUAGGAACUUUAACCCAGGAUGUACAAAGGUUCUCUGAGGUGAGGAAUGAUCUGACUCGCGUCCUGUAUGGUGAAGACAUUGAAAUUUCAGAUACUGAGAGUUUCUCCAAUGAUCCUUGCACGAGUGUAAAGAAGCUUAAGGGUAAUGACGUUCGGAUAAUCCUUGGCCAGUUUGAUGAGGAAAUGGCUGUGAAAGUUUUCUGCUGUGCUUAUGAUGAAGAAAUGUAUGGCAGCAAGUACCAGUGGAUUAUUCCAGGGUGGUAUGAAAACCUUUGGUGGGAAUCCUGGAUUAAUUCCUCACAGUGUCUCAGCAAAAAUCUUCUUGCAGCCAUGGAAGGUUAUAUUGGAGUAGAUUUUGAGCCUCUCAGCUCAAAAAUUAUAAAGACCAUAUCAGGGAGGACUCCACAGCAAUAUGAAAAGGAAUACAAUGCUAAGCGUGGUGAUGGACAGUCCAGCAAAUUUCAUGGUUAUGCCUAUGAUGGAAUAUGGGUGAUUGCCAAGACUCUGCAGCGGGCAAUGAAGUAUCUCAAUGCCACCAACAAGCACCAAAAAAUUGAAGAUUUUAACUAUACAAAUCACAAACUUGGCAAAAUUUUUCUGGAUGCUAUGAAUGAAACGAACUUCUUUGGAGUAACG
This is a messenger RNA of Pelecanus crispus (Dalmatian pelican), 855 nucleotides long. The record is from RefSeq and is a predicted model, not a curated record. Lineage: Eukaryota; Metazoa; Chordata; Aves; Pelecaniformes; Pelecanidae.